AAAACUAUAUAUUCAUUUUGCUAUUAUUAUAAUUUUCACUAGAUUAUUACAAUGUCUUGCCUCAAAGAAGAACGAAAGCCUAUACAGCCAAUUAAAACACUAGAUGUAAUUUUCAGACGCCGAUAUGUACCAAACACCCAACACUAUUUUACCAAUCGUAUAAGAGCAGUUCAAAAAGAACAGAAGACCAAAAAGCCAACACAACCUUUCCGUGUACCCAGGUCUGAAAAAUUACUUUCCUAUAUAAAAUAUAGCGAUCGAAAUGAAAAGGUUAUAUCGAAACGUCGCUUGUCCCAGCCAUUACACUUAAAGGAUAACUUGAGGAUAGCUGCAACUAGAGACAUUUCUGAGAGACUUUUCAUCGAAGAACCACCUGAUACCGUUGAAACUGUAGUUAAAAUACACCCAGAAUUUUAUUCCGUCAUAGAAGGGCGGCCUUUACGAUGCUUUGAUGAUAUAAAAGUGUACGUUAAUAAUAUUCGUAAUUAUGCAAUGAAUCGUCAACAAAUAGGGUAUCGGCGUGAUUUGAUUAUGAAAAUACAAAGAAAUUUGGUCGAAGAGUCUAAAGAUUACGAUAAAAUUGUAUUAAAAUUAAAACAGCAUGUCAAAGAUUUUCAAAAGUUCUUAACUGAAGAUUAUAAAAAAGCAUGCCUAAAAGUAUCAAAAGCUGAAAAAGUUUACAAUGAAUUGGUUGCUAAAAACUCAGAAUUACUCGGAUAUAUUUCAAAAUUAACAAUUUUAAAUAAUAUUCUAUUCAAACUUGAUGCAAUAAGAAGUGUACUAAAGACAUAUAGAAGUUAUUUAAUAUUCGUUUCACCUUUAUCGUGGAGACAACAAUAUGAUGAAACUUUGCGAGACAGAAUUCAGUCUAUCCAGUUUGAAUCUGGAGAAUUUGCAACGGACAAUGACUUAGUAGAAACAAUGGAUAUUGACAAAAUGAUUGAAUUUGCUAAGCAAGAGUUGCAAAAUCCAUUUCCCGCUCAUAUGUAUUUCACUAACCCCCAACAAAUGUUGUAUCUAUUUAGAAUAAUGGAAUUACAAAGUAGAGAAUAUUUGAUACAACUUUCCAAAACGGAUGCUCCUUUUAGAAUCUUACAAGAUCGUAUUAAACAAUUAAAACAAGUUACUAAGCAGGAACUAGAUCAUUUCCAAUAUUAUAUUGACAGUAUUAACAUUGAAAUAGCUAGAGAAGCAUAUAACGAAAAUUAUUUAAAAGAGAAGUUUUUUCGUAUCUUGAAUACCACAUUUUACGACAGUGUUGCUAGUCCGGAUACUUUGAAAUUGAAAAUUUGUAUAGAAUAUGUUUACGAACAAAUUUUUGGAAAAUGUGAGGAAGGCCAUCAAAGUUUACAAGACCCAAUGAAAAUAUUAGAAGUAUUGUAUGAAGAUUACAACUUGCGCUUGGAUUCGUUAGACUUUAAAAUUGUUAACCAGGCUCGUAAUGACUUUUUUGCUCAAGAUUUAAAAAUGAUGAAGAAUGCGUAUGCAGCGCAGCGUGAAUUAAGAUCUUUUCGAGAAAUGACAAACGCUAUGAACAAAGCUUUUUACCCACCAGCAAAAUUUACUCGUCCGGUCUUAAAAAAAUUUUUAGAUAAAAAGAGUAAACUAGCACUUGAACUUGAAGAAAGGAAGAAAUCUGAAGUGAAAACUGAUGGGCGACCGAAAGAUACAGUAUACAAAGUAAGUCCUGAAGAAAAGGAAGGUUUGCUGUUAUUUACUAAUUGGUGUGAAGGCACUGAUCCAACAGUAUAUUUAGAACAGUACUAUAAAUAUGUAAAACCAGCAUUUGAAUGGGUACCUCGUAAGUCUACGGUAUUGCCAACUGACGUUGAAGAUGCCUAAUAUGUCUAUGGUUUUUUAACGUUUGUAGUUAUGACUGUAAUAAUAUAUAGUGAAAUAUAUGAUUGCUGAUUAUGUAGACUAGAUAAAAUCUA
Messenger RNA from Leptidea sinapis, 1934 nucleotides. RefSeq lists its product as uncharacterized. The transcript has a single exon. The coding region runs from base 52 to 1842 and encodes 596 amino acids. NCBI's taxonomy places the organism in Eukaryota, Metazoa, Arthropoda, Insecta, Lepidoptera, Pieridae. The record is from RefSeq and is a predicted model, not a curated record.